Zasmidium cellare ATCC 36951 is the source of this 1575-nucleotide messenger RNA. RefSeq lists its product as uncharacterized. The coding region runs from base 1 to 1575 and encodes 524 amino acids. The record is from RefSeq and is a predicted model, not a curated record. Gene Ontology annotation, molecular function: N,N-dimethylaniline monooxygenase activity; NADP binding; flavin adenine dinucleotide binding. The transcript has a single exon. NCBI's taxonomy places the organism in Eukaryota, Fungi, Ascomycota, Dothideomycetes, Mycosphaerellales, Mycosphaerellaceae.
AUGAUGAUGGCCCACAAACUACAGCACGAACGCAAGGACAAGAUGUCCCGAAUCAUGUCGGAAUUUGUCAUAUAUGAAGCCCGAAACACUGUAGGUGGAACUUGGGACGCCAACACUUAUCCAGGCGUGCGUUGCGACGUGCCGAGUCACAUUUAUUGUUUCCCGUUCGAGCCGAAUCCAGAAUGGUCGCACUACUUCUCGACGGGAGAUGAGAUCCAGAGGUAUUUCCAGUCAACAGUCAGGAAGUGGGACUUGGACAAGCAUGUCAAGUUUGACCACAGGGUGGAGGAGGCCAGGUGGUUAGAAGAAGCCGCGCAGUGGAAGCUGGUGGUCCGCCACGGGAACGAGGUAUUUGAGGAUAUGGUCGACAUCCUUAUCUCCGCAAGAGGCUUCCUAUCGACCUGGAGAUGGCCAGACAUCCCGGGGAUCGAUGACUUCGCGGGCAAGAAAGUCCAUUCAGCCGCAUGGGAUCACGCAUAUGAUUACUCUCAUAAGCGGAUAGCAGUUAUAGGGAAUGGUUCUUCGGGAAUACAAAUCCUUCCAGAGAUGACCAAAUUGGAGGGCACUAAAGUCGUCAGCUUCCAGAGAGGUCCUACCUGGGUAGUGGCGAGGCACCAGCCAGCAAAGCUCAUGGGGAGAAACGACCCAGAUCCAAAUCCUCCUUAUACCGACGAAGACAAGCAACGACUCCGCGAUCCAGAAGAGCUAAGGAAGUACCGCAAGCUCAUACAAGGAAAUACGAACAAGAACUUCAAGCUCUUUGUAAAGGAUUCACCGUACAAUGCCGAAAUGACGGAGUUCGCGAGGGACCAGAUGGCGACAGCACUGAACCACGACCCAGAGCUGUGCGAGAAGCUGAUACCAAAGUAUGAGCUAGGUUGUCGGCGAGUCACCCCAGGUAAUGGAUAUUUGAAGGCGUUCACUCAGCCAAACGUCUCGCUCACGAAUAGCGGUAUUACUCGUGUGAGCGAGAAAGGUAUCCAUACCAAUGACGGAGUCUUUCAUCCGGUCGAUGUGAUCAUAUGUGCCACCGGAUUCGAUAUCUCCCAGGUUCCCACGUUCCCAGUCAUCGGGAGAGAUGGUAUUACGCUGGCUGAGAAGUGGAAGGAUGAGCCCGAGAGCUACAUUUCCCUUGCUGCAGCAGACAUGCCAAAUCUAUUCCUAUUUACAGGACCUAAUGCCACGGUCGGUCACGGAUCCUUGAUCUUCUCUCUGGACUGGAGUGCCGAGUGGAUGAUCCGAUGGAUGGAAAAGAUGGCAGAGGAGGAUAUUGCUUCCAUCGUUCCAAAGCAGGAAGUCGUGGAAGAGUUUGUCCGUUAUGGAGACACCAUCCACAAGACCUUGACUUGGACUGGUGGAUGCCGCAGCUGGUAUAAAGCCAAUCGAGUGGACGGAAGAGUAACAGCGACCUUCGCAGGAAGUGCCAUCCUCUACGAGAAGCUCGUCAACGGCCGACUGCGUCCUGAAGACUUCGAUAUCCGCUAUCGAAGUGCAAAUAGGUUCCGCUUCCUCGGGAAUGGUUUCACAGAAUAUGAAUUGGCCGAGGGCAAUGACCUCAGCUAUUAUAUUCCGUAA